GUUAGAAGUGUAGAAGAAGCGAGCACUUGUUAGUUUGCGUUCAGUCUGUGUGCUAUCAUCAAUCAUAACACAUCUGCGCCAGUGUGGGCUCAAGUUUGAAACCUCUUACGUGAUCCACUGGACCUUCCUGUUGUUUUCCAGACUGUGACAAAGUGAUCAUAAUUUCCAACAACAAUAACGGUUCCAUCAGCAAGUGGAGAAUGCUGAUACUUUUACCAUUAUGGGUGCUAGCGGUGGCAGCCCAAACUACCGAUGAUGGAUCAAAAAUCUACUUUGAAAAUGAAUUGCCGCUUUUCAAGACAAAGGCUUCUCAAGCGGCAGAACCACAGAUGGUACCCCAAAAGGUACCACAAAUGAUACCACAAAAGGUACCUCAGAUGGUACCUCAAAAGACACCACAAAUGGUACCUCAAAAGACAUCACAAAUGGUACCUCAAAAAGUACCUCAAAUGGUACCUCAAAAGUCACCACAAAUGGUACCUCAAAAGGUACCACAAAUGGCACCACCAAUGCCAAGUAUGGCAAAUGAUAGAAAUACCUGUAAUCGACAGUAUGUUGCCAAAGGUCUCCGGGAAAUUUCUAUCAAUUUAGAUAAUUUGAUUAGAAAAUAUAGUCAGGAUGAGAACACUCUCUUGUCACCCAUUCCCAUAGCAAAUGCAAUGGGUCUUCUCCUGCUGGGAGCUAAAGGAAGAACGGCUCAAGAAAUUUCAUGUCUUUUCGGCAAUAAUCCAGACUUUGAUGUUUCUCGAAGCCCAGACCUUCUCCAUAAGGAAUUGGGAUCACUAAUAGACGAUUUAAUUCUACAACCUGGAGUUUCAAGUGGCUCAGAAGUGUCGGUCGGAGCGGCUGUUUUCCCAAAUCAGUGGUACGGCAUCAAGAGUUCCUAUAUUGAAAAGGCCGCAACAAUAUACCAUAGUGACAUUGUUCCUCUUGACUACAUCUAUCGUGGCUCUGAAGCGAAGACAAUUAUAAAUAAAUGGGUCGCAAAUGCCACAAAUAAUCGUAUUAAAACGAUAUUAGAUAGAACUCCUCUACCCACAACAUCAAUAGUACUUGUGAGUGCUAUUUACUUCAACUGUGAAUGGAAACAUACGUUCCCUUUAACUAAUACCAAAAUGAAACCAUUUUACACUGGCAAGUUCACUAAGAACGGAGAAGAAGAAUACGUGCAUGUGCAAAUGAUGCUGAACUCUGCCGAAGCACUCUACAUGGAAGACAAGACCAGACAACUGCAAGUGCUCGGACUUCCAUACAAAGGCGACGAAAUCGUCAUGUACAUAGUGCUACCUGAGGGCGACCUCAAACAAGCAUUAAAUCAGCUGAGAGAAGCCGACUUCAAAGAAAUGAUCAACUCUUGCAAAUCUCGGCAAACCAUCUACAUGAUCCCGAAAAUGAAACUGGAGGCUCAGCUGCAAUUGGAGACAUUGCUUCCUGAGUUGGGAGUCACCUCUCUGUUUGACCAGACCAUCUCUGAUCUGGAUGGCAUUGCUCCUAGAGCUUAUGUCAACGAGAUCAUCCACAAGGUGGAGAUCGAAAUAACUGAAACUGGUACUGUAGCUUCAGCAGCCACAGCAGCCACUAUCAAUCGAGGCAAUUUCAUACCGGUGGUACGAGCUGAUAAACCGUUCCUUUUCUUCAUUCAUCAUGUAAAAACAGACUCUUUCCUGUUCUGGGGAACAGUGAUGAAACCCACUCCCUACACUUCUCCCAAGGGCUGAUCAGGUCCUUGGAUUCGUCAGUUUCAUUCUGAAACUGUAAUUGUGAUUGAUUUUUUCUAAAGAAAAAAUUUACAGUUUUUACUGUUUUACAGUGUGUGAUUGUUUCAAAGCUUUAGGUAGGUUACUUUUGUUUUUGUAUCACGUAUAACGUGAUCAUGUAUACGAAUCUUUUGUCAAGAGACAAAAGAUGAUUUGAGAGCUAGGAAGUGUUUGUUUAAGUACUACUUUUUAGAAAAGUAUUAUUCUAAAUUCAAGAAAUUUCUUGAGAAAAUAAGUGGAAAAAUGGUAGAGAGGCUAGGUACUAAAAAUAUUUGAAUGAGUCGUUAUUUAUCUAGGUCUAAGCUUGAUGGAGAAUAUACAAGAUAAAUUAAACUUAGCAAUCACCAUACCAAUCAAGCAUUUAACGUUAUUUGAAUUUAAAUAAGAAAUGAGUUGUAAAUGAAGAUGAAAAUUCCAAUCGAGUAAAAAUAAAAUUACUCCAAAUUAUUGGAGUAGAAAUAACAUCCAACUGCAAUUUAGAAAAUUUGAUAUAAUAUUUUCAACUCAAUUUACGAACAUUGAAAUUAACGUUUUUUAAUUACACAUCUUGUGAUCUCUUAUUAAGUUUUUCCAAUUGAAAGUCAAUAAGUUAGUUUUGAUUAUUUCUUGAAUUUAUGGGUAAAAUAUAAGUUAUUUACUUAAAUGGAUUGAAAGUCACUGGUAUCAUAUUUGUCCAAAUUCAUGAACUUCUAAAUGAAAUCUGUUAGUUGUUGAAAAAUAAGCAUUGUUAGAAUAAUGUUUUGAUUGUGAUUCGAUGAAAUCAAUGUGUUGAUUGAUGUUGAAACUAUACCUAUAUGAAUUGUGAUAAAUUUGUUCACAUAUUGUCCCGGUGGAAAUUCUCAAUGUAGGUAUUGGUAUAGUAUCAUUUAAAAUGAAUAUAAUAAUAUAAGUUAUCGCAAUCAGGAUUCUCCUAUUGAAAUGGAGCCCAUAUAUUUGGAUCAGUACUGUAAUUUAUUGUAUAUUAUUGAUAAGCUGUCCACAUUUAUUCUUACAAACAUAAUGAUUUGUAGUUGUGAAUUGAAAGUGAUAAUUCAUUUGAAACUAUGGAUCAACUAAGCUGUUCCACUAUCCAAUUAAUUCUUUUGGAUAAAUAAGCCUAUAUCAGUUUUGAAAAAUAUCAAGUUGUAAUAAAGACCGAAGAAGAUGUUUUUUAAAAUUUUUACAUUUAGCUCACAGUUAAAAUUUUUAUUAAUUUUAAAUUAACUAAUUUUUAUUAAUCCAUAGUUUCUUUUAAGAAUCAUGUCUAACCUAUAUGUUUUCAAUGAUAAUCUAGAAAAAUGUCUUAUUCAUAAUGUUUUUUUUUCUUUAAAGAAUUGUGAUAUUUUUCAAUUAAAACUAUAUAGCCCAACUCUACAAAAGAUUAAAUUCAACUGGUGCUCCCUUUGACUAGUCAUUAUUUCCAGGGAUAUAAUAAAUAAUCAAUAUCAUUAUUUUUUUUAAAUAACAGAUAGAUGUUUUGAUUCAUUAAUUAAGAAAAUAAAAUACAUUUUGAUUAAUAAUAUAUUACACAUUCUGUGUAUUUUUCUGUUACAGUUAUAUCAAUACUUAUAGUAAUAAAUUGUCAUGUAUAAAACUUGUACUACAGAAGUAACGCUACAGUACUCUAUAAUAAUAAUGUUGUGAAUGUUUCCAGUUCAACUGGCUUCUGCAGCAUUUGACAUGAAUAAAAGUACCAUGAAUUCGUUUCAUAGAAACAACAAACAAA
This is a messenger RNA of Nilaparvata lugens (brown planthopper), 3462 nucleotides long. Its product is annotated as serpin B8. Gene Ontology annotation, molecular function: serine-type endopeptidase inhibitor activity. The transcript is spliced from 5 exons. The record is from RefSeq and is a predicted model, not a curated record. The coding region runs from base 201 to 1718 and encodes 505 amino acids. NCBI's taxonomy places the organism in Eukaryota, Metazoa, Arthropoda, Insecta, Hemiptera, Delphacidae.